Molecule: messenger RNA, 1659 nt
Organism: Penicillium manginii
Lineage: Eukaryota; Fungi; Ascomycota; Eurotiomycetes; Eurotiales; Aspergillaceae
Product: putative MFS transporter
Exons: 2
Coding region: 1-1659 (552 amino acids)
Source: RefSeq, a predicted model, not a curated record
AUGGCAUCAUCUCCAACACUUUUCACUGCCUCUAAAAGGCAGACACUAACAUAUCUAUUGGGUGUCUGCCCGUUUUCUAUCGCAUUCCUAGUCUUCAUCAACUCAUCCGUCUCGUUUGUGGUGACUGACCUCAUUGGGCUUCACAAUGGUGAGGGCGACGCUGUCGGCACCCUCGGAUUCGCAGAUGAGUUACUUGCACUGGCUGCUUGUCCUUUAUGGGGGGGGUUCUGUCCGACCGUGUGCACGGUGGGGUAUCUGAUUAUCGCGCUGGCGCUGGUUCUCUUCGUGCAGGCCACGAACGUCUACCCUCAACUUCUCCUCGGAAGGCUGCUUUUCAGUCUUGGUGGCUCGGCCGUGUCGACUAUGGUCACAGCAGUUCUGCCGAGUGUGACGGGUAAAGCACACGCCGCCUGUUCAUACCGCGCGUCCGUCUCGUCCGAGUUGACGAUCACGCCUGAGCGAUUGCGAGCUGCUGGCGGCGCAUCCGGAACUUCCGUGGCCUCGCCUUCUGCUCGGCUUUCUGGAUUUGUUGGAUUAUUCGCGGGAUGUGGCGCCCUUGUUUCGCUUGCCGUUUUCUUGCCCCUUCCGGCUCGGUUUGAGAAGCUGGGUCUUUCGCCGGCCGAGGCAAUUCAGCGUAGUUAUUAUUUGGUGGCAAGUGUGGCUUUAAUCAUCGGAUUGGCCAGUUUCAUUGGUCUUCGCAAUCUUCCUGGUGAAGAAAAGAAAGGAUGGAGUUCAUUGUGGAAUUGCGAUUACCUGGAGGAUUCCGACGACUAUGAUGAUCACAGGACGUCACCAUCCAGAAUGCCAUACUGGAAACAACUGACCACGGCUAUGAUGCUCGGCUUCCGCAAUCGCAGCAUCGGAUUGGGAUAUGUGGGAGGCUUUGUUGCUCGGGCUUCAUCGGUGGGGAUUUCAUUGUUCAUUCCCCUGGCUGUAAAUCAUUACUAUCGAGUGUCUGGGCUUUGCGACGAGCUACAUGAACCGAAACCAGGCUCGGGGCUAGGGGAGAUCAAGCGGGCGUGCCCCAAAGCCUACAUCGUCGCCUCCAUCUUGACGGGGGUGUCUCAGCUCGUGGCUCUAAUUGCCGCACCAGCGUUUGGGUACUUGACAGACAAGUCCCGGCGCUAUAACUUCCCACUUCUGUUUGCCGCCCUGGUGGGUGUGGUGGGCUACAUGGCCUUCGGGCUCUUACCGAGUCCGCAGUACAAGGGACCCGAUGGCAGCGGUGGAGUCUUUGUAAUCAUGGCUCUUGUUGGGAUUAGCCAAAUUGGCGCGAUUGUCUGCAGCUUGGCGGUGCUCAGCAACGGGAUUCUGAGCGUCAGCAUCGACGAUGAGACAUUGCGGAAGAUCUACGAUGAGCAGAAUGGCUCGCAGGGCGAAGGUGGGGAAUCAACCGAGAAUCAGUCACUGCUUGCAGGAUCGGUCAAUCGGCGGUUACAGCAUUUGUCACAUCUAAAGGGAUCCAUCGCGGGCGUCUACUCCCUGUACGGUGGGGCGGGAAUCCUGCUGCUCACCAAGGUGGGCGGACUCUUGUUCGACAAGUGGUCUUCGGGUACGCCAUUCUACAUCAUGGCUAUUUUCAACGGGAUCUUGCUUGCGACGGGGAUUGUGUGUGGUGUCAUGAAUCAUGUUGCGCCGAGGAUGGCUGUGGCCCUAUAG